Parus major (Great Tit) is the source of this 1690-nucleotide messenger RNA. It is a transcript of the gene MEX3A, whose product is annotated as mex-3 RNA binding family member A. The coding region runs from base 13 to 1587 and encodes 524 amino acids. The record is from RefSeq and is a predicted model, not a curated record. The transcript has 2 exons. NCBI's taxonomy places the organism in Eukaryota, Metazoa, Chordata, Aves, Passeriformes, Paridae. Gene Ontology annotation, molecular function: RNA binding.
CCUUUGUUAGCCAUGCCUAGCCUGGUAGUCCCAGGGAUAAUGGAAAGGAACGGGGGUUUCGGCGAUUUAGGCUGUUUCGGUGGGAGCGGCAAAGACAGAGCGCUGCUUGAGGAUGACCGGGCGCUGCAGCUCGCCCUGGACCAGCUCUGCCUGCUGGGGCUAGGCGAGCCUUCCUCCUCCUCCUCCUCCUCGGCCGUGGUGCUGGUGGAGGACAGCAACAACAACAACAAUAACCCGCCGCCGCCGCCGCCGCAGCAGCCCCCGCCGCCGCCGCCACCGCCGCAGCAGCCGCCGCCGCCGCCGCCGCCGCCGCCCCCGGCGGCCCCGAAGGGCUCGGCGGCGCCCAGCGCCGGGGCGGCGGAGCCCAAGUUGUGCGCGCUCUACAAGGAGGCCGAGCUGCGGCUCAAGAGCAGCUCCAACACCACCGAGUGCGUCCCGGUGCCCAGCUCCGAGCACGUGGCCGAGAUCGUGGGACGGCAAGGCUGCAAGAUCAAAGCCCUGCGGGCAAAGACCAACACCUACAUCAAGACCCCGGUGCGGGGUGAAGAGCCGGUCUUCAUGGUGACGGGGCGGCGGGAGGACGUGGCCAUGGCCCGGCGGGAGAUCAUCUCGGCAGCCGAGCACUUCUCCAUGAUCAGGGCCUCCCGCAACAAGGCGGGCACCACCUUCGGCAGCGCGCCCACCCUGCCGGGGCAGGUCACCAUCCGGGUGCGCGUGCCCUACCGCGUGGUGGGGCUGGUGGUGGGCCCCAAGGGAGCCACCAUCAAGCGGAUCCAGCAGCAGACCAACACCUACAUCAUCACGCCAAGCCGAGACCGGGACCCCGUCUUCGAGAUCACCGGUGCGCCGGGCAAUGUGGAGCGUGCCCGGGAGGAGAUCGAGACACACAUUGCAGUGAGGACAGGCAAGAUUCUGGAGUACAACAACGAGAAUGACUUCCUCUCCAGCAGCCCUGACUCCGGCAUGGAGAACCGCUACUCAGAGGCUUGGCGGGUCCACACGCCGGCACCGGGCUGCAAGCCCCUCUCCACCUUCCGGCAGAACAGCCUGGGCUGCAUCGGCGACUGCUCUGUUGACCCUGUCUAUGAGACCCCCCGGCUGAACGACCAAAACGACUUCAAUUACGGUUACCUCUUCCCCAACUACGGUGUGAACAAGCAGGAUCUGUACUACGGGGUGCCAGAGUCAGGGGCCCCGAUGUGGGCUGGGCAGGAGAACACCAACCCUGUCUCAGUGCUCUUCUCCAAGCAGCAGCGCUCCAGCAGCACCGGCACCAUCCAUCCCAACUCCCACCGCUCCCCGUCCUCCUCCAUCCCGGAGCCCAGCCUCUCGGGGCUGCCCAGGCGGUCGCAGGGGGAGCCACUCCAGGGCUUUUCCAAGCUGGGAACGCCCGCAGCCGCCCGGACCUCCGUGGCCAGCAGCCGCGAGUGCAUGGUGUGCUUUGAGAGCGAGGUCACGGCCGCGCUGGUGCCGUGCGGCCACAACCUCUUCUGCAUGGAGUGUGCCGUGAGGAUCUGCGAGAGGACUGAUCCCGAGUGCCCCGUUUGCCACGCGGCAGCCACUCAGGCCAUUAGAAUAUUUUCCUAAAGAGACAGAGCAGGGCGUUGGGGGGGUUGGGGUAGGAAGGGACAGUGGGGGGGGAUCCACGAGAGAAAAAUGAUGAUGAUAAUAAUAAUGAUAAUAAUAAUAA